AUGGAUCGCAAUCAACAGGCAACCACGACGACGUCUCUCAUGUUCCGAGAGGGAGAGACCAUCGCCGAGAUUCUCCAGGCCUACCAAAAGCUCGUAGCCAUCGCUACAGACCGCAUCACCAACAAGGCCUCCAUCGGCCAGGCCGCUCAUAAUAGCAUGGCCAUGCAGCUGGAGACCCAGAGGCUCGUAUGCUACCGCCAAAUUCACGUGCUCGUUUUGUAUCCAGCUGACCCCAGCCUGCAGAUCAAAGGUGUCGAGAACCUGCUCGCCCUGACCCGUCGGAUACGCGAGCUCUGGAUCAUCGGGCCCCUGCGAAAGCCAGAAGAAGACGGCCGCCAGCUGGAGGAGUCCAUCAAUACCGAUGUGCAGAUCGUCGCCGAUCUUCUGAACCAGCUGCGUUCACAUACCCGACAGCAGUACGUCAGUGCCGGCGGAGGCUACGGGCAGUAUGUCGUAGGGUCACUCGCUCAACCAAUACCGCCCGGAGCGGUGCCGAUGAGUGCAGCACCACCACCACCACCACCACCACCACCAAAGGGCAGCGGGACCUCCCAAGAAUGA
Cryphonectria parasitica EP155 is the source of this 561-nucleotide messenger RNA. RefSeq lists its product as uncharacterized. NCBI's taxonomy places the organism in Eukaryota, Fungi, Ascomycota, Sordariomycetes, Diaporthales, Cryphonectriaceae. Bases 1 to 561 code for a protein of 186 amino acids. Gene Ontology annotation, molecular function: transcription coregulator activity. Gene Ontology annotation, biological process: regulation of transcription by RNA polymerase II. The transcript is spliced from 2 exons. Gene Ontology annotation, cellular component: mediator complex. The record is from RefSeq and is a predicted model, not a curated record.